UUAGCGAUUUGUGGGGACGUGCUACCCCGUCUUUCUUAGCCACUUUUGGUUUUUAUCAGAAAAAAAAAAAAAUUUUGCAAUCCCCAAAAGUAGGGAAAAAUGAAAAAAUCUAUACCCGAAGAACCGAGAAUUCUUUUGAUUGGUUACAAGUGUUUCCCGGUACCACGCUUUAACGCCACGUGUCAAGACAAAAAAGGAAAAUUUCUCUUUAGCGGUGGUAAUAGAGAUCAAGCGAUCUCUUUCUUCCCCCUAUCGUCUCUUUUGUAGAGUUAUACCCUACACCUGCAGAUCGGCGGGUGACGUUGAGGUUCGCUAACGUGCGCCAUGGGUGGCGGCAAGAGAAGGUUAAGCAGGAAGAUCAGUAAGGGAGGAGGCUCUUGUCGAGCUUUCUUCGUUGAUGGAGGUUUCUUAUCUGAAUGGCAGAACGAUUCUUCUUCGCCCGGUUCUGCCCGAGGGAAAACCCCAAGGGACAAUGGUAAAUCUGCAUCGAAAUCCAGCAAAUUUGAUAAGCCUGAGGCUUCUGAUUCACGGGACGGAUCUCGAAGACCGAGUGGAAAUUCUUUUGGGUACGAAUAUCCAGUUGUUGAUGUUGAGGACCUUAUGCGAUUGGAAUCAGGUAUUGAUGGGAAUGUUAAAGGUGGUGAUGUAGAUGAAUCACGUCCCAUUAUUUUACUUGAUUCUAAGGAAACACAAGUUGUCGCCUAUGUAGAUGAAACGCCUUGCACAAAGUCAUGUGGUGGGGAUUACACUUACGAAUAUGGGUCGAAUUUUGUGCUGGGAGAGAGCUUUCACAGAGGGUUGGGGUUUGUCAAUGAGCCGGAGGAGACACCGACUGGAAUUGGGUCUUCCUCGGCGAAGGAGGAAGAGAGAGAAGGGUUAGGAUUCAAUUCAUCCUCUACCGAAAAGGAAACUAAUACUCGGAAGAGUUCCAGUCACAAGCAACGUGGUCAAAAGAGUGAAGUUUUUGUAUUCGAGGGUUCACCUUCUGAGAGGAAUUCUGGUUUUUUGUCUAUUGGAGGCAUGAAACUAUACACGGAGGACAUUUCUGAUGAGGACGAGGAAAGUGAUGAGUUUGUAGAUGAUGACAGAGAUUCAGUUGAUGAAGGAAGCUCAGGUUCUUCUGAGGAAAGUGACUCAGAUGGCUCAUCUGGAGGUGAUGAUUUGGAGGGGAUGUCGUCUGCUACUGGUUCUGAUGUUGAUGAAGAGAUUGCAGAAGAUUACUUGGAAGGAAUUGGUGGAAGCUAUGAGUUAAUGAAUUCCAAGUGGUUGGUGGAUCAAGCUUUGGAUGUCUCAGAUGAAGAUGGUUCUUCCAGCAGUCUCAGUGAUGAGAGUUUAGAAAUGUUUGAAGGGCUUGCUCUGCAAAAUUCAUCUCAGGAAUAUGGUAUGAAGCCAAGAUCAAGAAAAAAGGCUCAUCAGGGGUCUGAUAGAGCUGGAGCAAUGGACGGUGGGUCACUGAUUCUGGAUGAUCUUUUAUUUAUGAAGGAUUCUAGAAAAAUUUUGUCUAAAAAGAAGCAUGCUGUUAGGGUUCCACAGACUUGGCCUGUUGAGGGUCAAAAGAGUAAGAAAUUCAGAAAUGUUCCAGGUGCAAAAAAGAAACAUAGAAAAGAAACAAUUGCACUAAAGCGUCGAGAGAGAAUGAUGCGCCGUGGUGUUGAUCUUGAACAAAUAAAUUCAAAAUUAAGGCAGAUGGUCCUGAAUGAGGUCGACAUAUUAUCAUUCCUACCAAUGCAUUCACAUGAUUGUUCCCAGGUACAAAAGCUGGCAUCAAUUUAUCGCUUACGGAGUGGUUGUCAAGGUUCUGGCAAGAAGAGAUUUGUCACAAUUACACGAACUGGGCAUACUUGCUUGCCAUCUUCAGCUGAUAAACUCCGCUUGGAAAAGCUACUGGGAGUUGGGGACGAGUAUGGUGAUUUUGCAGUCAAUGAAGAACCUAAAACAUUUGAGAGAAGCAGAACUAAAAAGGUCACGAAGUUGAGUGGUUCAAGUCCACCAGGAUCACAUCAGUCUUUUCCAAGGAAGUCAAAGAAGUUGGCCAACCACCUCGGCAGCAAUGAGCCAAGUGGGAGGAAGCGUACCGGGAGACGAGGCCCCUUGUAUGCCAAUCAACCAGUGUCGUUUAUCUCAAGUGGAGUCAUGCGGGUUGAUGUUGUGGAGGAGAUUACAACCCCUGAAUCAAAUAAGAAUAACAGCUCUAUUGAAAGCAAGGAUGUCUCAAACUCCUCCAAGUUAGGAGCAUUUGAGAUGCACACAAGGGGAUUUGGAUCAAAGAUGAUGACCAAGAUGGGAUUUGUUGAAGGGGGAGGGCUGGGAAAAGAUGGCCAAGGAAUGGUGGAGCCUAUAGAAGCUAUUAAACGUCCCAAAUCACUAGGAUUAGGUGUGAACUUUUCAAAAACCGAUGAUGACACUGUCAGAUCCAAACCUGAACAAUUUAGGGCUUUUGAGAAGCACACGAAAGGGUUUGGGUCAAAGAUGAUGGCAAAGAUGGGAUUUGUUGAAGGGGGAGGGCUGGGAAAAGAUGGCCAAGGAAUGGUGGAGCCUAUAGAAGCUAUUAAACGUCCCAAAUCACUAGGAUUAGGUGUGAACUUUUCAAAAACCGAUGAUGACACUGUCAGAUCCAAACCUGAACAAUUUAGGGCUUUUGAGAAGCACACGAAAGGGUUUGGAUCAAAGAUGAUGGCAAAGAUGGGCUUCGUCGAGGGCAUGGGCUUGGGCAGAGAUUCACAAGGUAUGGUUAACCCAUUGGUUGCAGUCAGGCUCCCAAAAUCCCGAGGAUUGGGUGCCAAAUGAUAGAUGCUAUUUUGAUUAAUCCUAGUUAAUCUCUGUAAUAACUAAUCCGUUUCUAGCAAUCAACUCUCAUUUGUACAUGAAUAUCAGCAAUGCCACUUUCACAAUGGCAAUUCACUCCAUUGCUCAAGGAGAUUAUUAUUCUUAUUUUGAUGAA
Nelumbo nucifera (sacred lotus) is the source of this 2941-nucleotide messenger RNA. Its product is annotated as D111/G-patch domain-containing protein. The record is from RefSeq and is a predicted model, not a curated record. NCBI's taxonomy places the organism in Eukaryota, Viridiplantae, Streptophyta, Magnoliopsida, Proteales, Nelumbonaceae. Gene Ontology annotation, molecular function: nucleic acid binding.